Labrus bergylta (ballan wrasse) is the source of this 4158-nucleotide messenger RNA. RefSeq names its product pre-B-cell leukemia homeobox interacting protein 1b (gene pbxip1b). The record is from RefSeq and is a predicted model, not a curated record. Gene Ontology annotation, cellular component: membrane. Lineage: Eukaryota; Metazoa; Chordata; Actinopteri; Labriformes; Labridae.
AGGAGGCACGCUUCAUGUUCCAAAGUUGGAUGUCAAGAUUCAGAAGUGUUUCUUCUGGUUCUGUAUCCUUGACUGACUGUGGAGUGUCAAGUGAAGCAGCGGAACACGGAGACAGGCAAAGCCUCUAGGGGGCCAUGUCUGGGGGCAGCAGUACUAACAACAGCUGGACCAUCCUCACUCCUGAGGAGACUGUAGCUGAAACCCUGAAGCCUUUGGAAGAGGGGACAGAGCACCAUGAAGAAAGUCUUCCUUCUGCAGCAGGGGGCAAUCAGCCCGCAAAUGGUGAAGAGUCUGUGGAGGAACCACCUGUGGAGGGCCAACCGGUACCAGAAGAACAAACAGCCCAGCUAAGUGGAGACGCAAGCACUGAGAAACAUGCCCAAGUGCCAGCUGCUGUUACUGAAUCCCCUGUUCCCACCUCUUUGGAAGUAUCGAGCAGCUCUGUCCCUGACAGUGAUACACUCAGCCAGUCAGAGGACCUACUUGAGGGCCCGGCACAGACCAGUCCUGACCCUGAUUCAUUUUCUGACUCCUACACCCACAUAACCCCCUCUCCUGAGGAACCCCCAGUCUACCUGCUGAGCACAGAGACUCUGGGAGGAGUGGAGUCUACACAGGAGGAAGAGAGGCUCACACAAGAAGCAACAGUGUAUUUGCUAAAUGGGGAGGGGCUACAACUGGAGGGGGAGGAGUCGAGGACACCUGAUAUAGGGAAACAGGCAGUGUACUUGGUGGACCAGCUGGUUUUGGAAUUGUUCAGUAUCUGGGCCAGGAGGUUGUCUGGAGAGGCUGUGGUUGAGGUGGCUGAGGAGAGCACAGAGAAGACCGGGGCGGAGGGAGAGCCAGAGGUGAGGAGAAGGAGGUCUCUCUUAGCUGCCAUUGAGCGGAUUGGACAACGAGAGGAGGAAGACGAAGGUGUGGAAGAGUUUCAGCUGCCUCCGCGUGACGAUGACAGCGGGUUCUCUGUGAACAAGUGCAUCCUGGGUGCUGUCAUUCUGUUGGGCCUUGGCACCAUCUUUAUCUCUGGUGUCUUGAUGGACCUGGAUGAGGACAGUGAUUAUGCUACGAGGGAGCUGAAAGACGCAGAGUUACCAGGAAAACAGGAGUGGCUUAAUCCAGAGGUUCCAUCGUCCCCUGUAGAUGCUGACAGUACAGAGCUUCUAAAUAAGCUAGCCAAAGAGAACGAGCAGAUUUCUGUGCUACAAGCCCAGCUUCAGGCACAGAAAGAAGAGCUAAAAGUAGUCAAGGGAGCGGUGGCAGAGGGAGUGAAGGAGCAUCUACGGUGGGAGGAGGUGGAGAAGGAAAACAGUAGGUUGAAGAAAGAAAUUGCGUCUCUUCCUGUCCUUCAGAAAGACAAUGAGAGGAUGAAGAGAGAGCUGGAGUCUGUCGUGGCCCUACACAAAGAACUAGAAAUGCUGAGAUCCACUGUGACUGAAUUAAAACUCUCCCCAGCAGCAAAAGGAGCAUCUUUGUCGCCCCCUGGUGGACAGCCAGAGGUUAGCACACAGCAAACAGAUGGAUCUAUAGAGAGUCAACAUAAGAAGCCAUUGGAUGACCAGAAGGAGAAAAAGAAAGACAUGAAAAAUGAAAAUUACAAGACAGAAAGAGAAAAAUCUGUAGUGAAGGAAGAAGCAAAAAAGGAGCGCAAAGAUGGGGACUGGAAAAAAGACAAACAUGAACAUGCAAAGUUGGAAAAGAAGAAAGAUAAGCAGAAGUGGAACAUUGAUGAGGCAAAACAAUGGAAGGAGAAAGAUAAGUUGAGCAGAGGUGAUGAAGGAAAGUCAUGGAAGGACAGGGAAGGUAAGAAAGAGUGGAAAGACAAGAAUGGGGGAAAAGAAAAAAAGGAGGAGAAAGACUUGAAAAAAAAACAGCAUGAGAAAGUGAAUGAGGGAAAACAAUGGAGGGGUAAGGAGGAGAAGAUAGGAAGAGACCAUGGAGAGAUUCACAAGGUCAAGGAGGAAUGGAAGAAAGGAAAGGAUGGCUUCAAAGAAAGUGGCAAAGACAAAUGGGAGAAAAAAGAUCGGAAAGAGAAAGUAGAGAAGAAAGAGUGGAAGAAAGAGGGCGACUGGAAGAGUAAAAAAAGCAAAGAUAGUAAAGAAUGGAAAGGAAAAGGUGAAAAGAAACAGUGGGAAGAGAACAAAAAUCCUGGUAAAGAAAGAAAGGUGAAGGAUGAGAAGAAACAAUGGAAGGAGAAGGAUUGGAAAAAUGGAAAGGAUGAUAAGGAGUGGAAGAGAAAAGAUGAGAGUAAACAGUGGGAAAACAAGGAAGAAAAGUGGAAGAGAGAGGGACAGAAAGAAAAGAAAGAUUGGAAGAAGGACAAGUCAAGCUCCCAGAUGCACAAAGAUGAGCUCAAGUUGAAAAAUGGCCAUGAAGAAGAGCAUCUAUGGGGAGACAGGAAGCCUCCUCACUCACACCGCAAGACCUCCCUGGAGCAUCCUGACUACUGGAUCCAGCAAAAAGACCGCCUCCAGCACAACGCCAAACCAUCACAGCAUUGUGACUCACUGGAGUCCUGUGCCGGCUCAGAGGGGCUGCACCCUGUCCCCUUCCCUGAGUUUGAAGCCGUACUCCAAACGUACCUAACCAAGGCUGAGGAGGUGGGAGUGGAUGAAUACAAAAGAACAGAGCUCAAAAAGCUAGCAGCGGAAUUCUUCAAAGAGGGUGUCUUUGUUCACGACCAGAUGAGCUUCCAAGAAUUCAUCGAGGAUGUGGCCGACAUUUUGGAAGACAUGGUGGAAGGCGAUGAAGAAGGGGAAGAAGGGGACGAAGAGGACGAAGAGGACAGCGCCAUAGAGGACGAAAUGGAGGCGUUUGAAAAAGAAGUGAUGAAAAAGUUUGCAGUGCCAGGAGCAGGAAAGAAAGAAGAGCUAGCCAAAGGGGAGUGGAGGAGGGAGGGUGGACAAGGACGUGGCUGAUGAAGCAGCAGAACCGAUGGAUCUGUGAAAAGUAGCUGAGAGAAGUCAUAACGGGUGAGGGUUCUUUUCAAAGGGAACAUUUUAUAAUGGACCACGAAUACUUACAUAUACACAUUUAUUAUCCUGUCAUACUUUUUACAGGAUCUUACUUUACCCCUCCUCUCGUGUUCAACUUAUAAAGUGGUUUCAAUGUUGUGGGUUCUUUAUUUGACCUAUGCACAUGCACACACAUAAGCACUGAAUAAUAGAGAAAAUGCUUGCUUCACAUCAGAUUUUUGGGUGGACUUCAGUAAAUAUAAAAAGCUACAGAUGGUAGUGAUGCAUAAUGUGUACACGUUUAUCCGUUGUGUGCUUUUCUUCUAAAGUUAAAUCCAUGGAAAGCUCCAAAAAUAUCCAUAUCUAGCUUUUUGAAAUGUGUGAGCACAUCCUUUGAUGGACUGUAAGUGCUACCUUCUCUCUGUGCGUACAGAAGAUUUCACCUGUUAGAUUGACUUGAAUGUAACUCUGUUUGGACUCUCAUUUAAAAAAAGAUACUGUACAGUCUUAUUCAUGCACCACGCCUCUUCCUCUGCAAACAGCACUGAGCACUGUUGAAGUCUUUCUAUUCACCGAGCAACCUGUACCUCCAGGACUCCAUCUUUAUGUAUAUGAAUUACUUUAGCGUGAGUCAUAAUGUCAGAUUAUAUCGAAGUCUUUAACAGUUUUUUGAUAAAGGGUGGAGUGAACUGCUGCAAAAAACGUAGUGAAUGCAUUAUGCAAAAAUAUAGAAGUCUGUGUAGAUUUUCUUUUGAAUGUUUGUACAUAUUGCAUUAAAUGUGUUAAAGAACUAUGCUGAAAUGCAUAAAUAUCUGAUUAACUUAUUUUAUAGAGAUGGUAUGUCCAUUUAAAAAAAAAAAAAAAAAAGCUUGUCACAGAUGAUGACAUGUUGAGCAUGUAUGUUUCUUUCAGGUACAGGACUCAUGUUGUGCACUAAAAUGUCCUUAAUUCUAGGUGAUCACGAAUGUAGCAUUUGUUUUUGUUUAUGUUUGUUAUGGCACUGUUAAAAUGCUUAGGAAAUGUUUCUGGUUCAAAUCCUGUGGCUACAUAGAGAUGAUCUUUCAGAGGUUGGUGAUGCAGAACAACAUACUCUAGGCUUUUGUUUGCAGCACAGAUAGAACACUGUAUGAUUCUGAUGUUCACUAUUGCCCCGAUUACUGUCAUAAGAGCACAAUAAUAAAUUGGGUGCAUCCCAGUGAUAGAUUAA